This is a messenger RNA of Dromaius novaehollandiae (emu), 5316 nucleotides long. RefSeq names its product CGG triplet repeat binding protein 1 (gene CGGBP1). The transcript has 2 exons. Gene Ontology annotation, biological process: regulation of transcription by RNA polymerase II. Gene Ontology annotation, cellular component: nucleus. The coding region runs from base 351 to 854 and encodes 167 amino acids. Lineage: Eukaryota; Metazoa; Chordata; Aves; Casuariiformes; Dromaiidae. The record is from RefSeq and is a predicted model, not a curated record. Gene Ontology annotation, molecular function: double-stranded DNA binding.
AGGGGAGCCAAUCGCGGCCGCGCUUGUGCCGCUCGGCCGCUCGGCGGCGGCGGCGGCGGAGACGGGGCGGGCGGCGGGCGGGUGCUGCGGUUGCCAGGCGGGUUGCUAGGUCCCACCUACCGCGGCCGCCAGGGUGGGUAGGUCUGUCUGGCUGCGGCGCGGCGCUGUCUGCGCGGCGGCGGCCGUUGGCGGAGGGGCCGCGUCCGGCCGGGGCGCGCGGAGCGCGGCGCGGGCGGCGCCCAGGAGCGGCGGGAGCCCCGCGGCGGGAGCCCCGCGGCGGCGCAGCGCCCGCCUGCCGCGGCGCGGGCAGGCCGCGCGGCCGGAGCGGGACAAGUUUAUUGAAGACAACAAUGGAACGAUUUGGAGUAAAGUCAGCCCCUUCACGUAACCGCUCGAAGACUGCUUUAUAUGUAACGCCUCAGGAUCGUGUAACAGAGUUUGGCAGCGAACUGCACGAAGAUGGAGGAAAAUUGUUCUGUACUUCCUGCAACGUGGUUCUGAAUCAUGUCCGCAAGUCUGCAAUCAACGACCACCUCAAGUCUAAAACACAUACAAAGCGAAAGGCAGAGUUUGAAGAACAGAACGUCAGGAAGAAGCAAAGGACUCUGACUGCCUCCCUUCAGUGCAACAGCACUGCUCAGACAGAGAAAACCAGCGUCAUCCAGGACUUUGUGAAAAUGUGCCUGGAAGCAAAUAUUCCGCUUGAGAAGGCCGAUCAUCCAUCAGUGCGAGCCUUCCUGUCCCGCUAUGUCAAGAAUGGGAGUUCCAUACCUAAGUCAGACCAGCUAAGGAAAGCAUACCUGCCUGACGGGUAUGACAAUGAGAACCAACUCAUCAAUACCGAAGACCGUUGAGGAGAAAACUGUUUUCCAUCAUCGUUGUGAAGUUUUACAUAUUGAUGGUGUCGUUUAUUUUUAUAUUCAUGCAUAUAUACAGUGUUACAUAUUGGUUUUACAAGCUAUUUUGUAUUAUUGUAGAAAUGACAAUCUGUUUGUGAACUUAGUGGUAUGCCACAGACUGUUGCUAACCCUACUGCAGACUUCAGAGCUACAUUGAUGUAGAACUCACAAUGAAAGUAGGGAACAUACCUGGCAUACACCCUAUCUGUGUUCAGUCCAGCUGUAACUGACGCUAAGAAAAAGGCACUUGAAUGGAGGACCUCACUUGCCUAAAUUGUGCAUCCACAUAUACAAGGAGGAUGAUGUGAUGGGAAUGGUUUAUCAUAUCAGUGGAUGGCUUUGUCCAGUAUCCUGUCCAUGACUGACCAAGAAGAAGUACUGCACAUUUGAAGUGCGAGAAGCUGUAGAAUGGUUAGUUAAAAUAUAAAUGAUAUUUUGGGGGAGGAUUACUGAUAAUUCCUGUUGAAGUUUGGUUUAUGUUCUAAAACAGAAAACAUUUUUCUUCUCUUACCAUAUCUGAUGCAACUGUGGAUAUAUUCAUUAUCUAGCUUAACAGCCAGUCUCUUGUAUGGAGCUCUGGAUUUCACUACUCUCAUAAAGCAAGGAGUUCUGCAGGUUCACCAUGCACGCUUCUUAAAUCACCAUUUCCUUUUCUCAGUUUGACUUGCGCCGUUCUGUUUCAGUGCCAAUCUUGGAAUAUUAAAUCGACAAAUAAGUGUGUGCAGUUUGCAAUGCAGCUGCUGGCCAAUGAAAAUUACAUUGGACCAAGAUCUUAGUAGAGAGGAUUAAUGCCUUUUUCUUUUCCUUACCAGGACAAAGGAUGCUGAAUCUAAAUUGGGGGUAGGGGAGGCACGAAGUAGUGGAGUUGAGCAGGCCUGUUCAGUGCACAGAAAAGUGGCUUCUCCAUCUCUCCCUGAAGGUUCUUUACUUUUCUGACCUCAUCCUCACUCCUUUAGUCAAAGGAGGUAAAGUGAUUAAAAUAGUUUUCAAGAUAGUUACUGCAAAGGCUAUUCAAUAUCUGUAAGCGUGACUAGGAAAGCGUACAUACUUCAAAGCUACACUGGAAGUACAGACUGGGCUAUAUUUCUUUUUCUGUGCCAAGACCACAUCUACUGUACGGGCAAAAAGUAGAAUCAUAAACUGAAGAAUUUUAAUAAUGUUCCCUCUCCCAAUCUAGUAAACUACUACUGAACUAUUCCAAGUUAUUAUGCCAAAUAGUCCACUCAACUUCAGUGGUCUAUAAAGUUUUUGAAUGGAAGCAGGGAGCAUUGUGCAAGGUGCUGGAACAUGACCAACUUCUGCCUACCUUCUUCUCUGGAUUCCCUUUAGAAGCUCUAAAUUCAAGGAGAUGCAAAGCAUCUCCCAGUAACAGAAAUCCUCCACUCAGUGGACAUAUUGGUGUAAGCAUGCUUUAACUCCCUCAAGUGGAGGUGGUGGUUCUGUUCAGCUUCCUUUCCCCUCACAAAGUUUCACAAUAUUUUACUCCUUUUAUUCAGGAUAUUGACAGCAAUAUUAAUUAAUUGCUAGGAGACACAAAAUAACCUGUUUAUUUUGUUUCUGUAGCUAUUCCUAGAGCAGAGCCUCUCUUGCUGAAUUAAAACAGACUUACAUAUGUAGUAACAACUGUUUUUUGUGCAAUUAGCUUCUAAAGAAAUGCACUUGUUUUACAAUAUAACCAUUUCUUGUAGCCUUCUGCUAGAAGAGAUGUUUGUAUAACUGGAAAAAACAAAAGCAGAAGGCUGCCUAUUCAUGAGUACCAGCACAUAGGUACUCAGCACACUGCUGCACCUUUGAUCCCUUUUGAAACUAGUGGGACUCCAUGCAGUCAUAGCAAUCGUGUCAAUGAUACUGGUUUCUGGUUUAAAACUUAGGCCAGAAAUAACAGAAGCAUUUUUUUCCUCUAAUCCUAGAUAUCAAAAUAUGCCUUCCCAAAUAUCAUUUGCUAUUGCAGAAACUUGGUUUUAGCUUAAGAUCAUGAACUGCCUUGGGCUAGUACUGUUUCAUAAAUCCUCUUAAGCCUAGUGAAAGGUACACUGCCAAUAGCCUUUUCUGUCCCAAGAAUAAUUGAAAGUCUUCUUUUUACAGUGGCUGUUUCAGUGCAGGGAAACAAUAUCCUUGCUUAAUUUUUUUUAAGCUUAUAAAUGCUAUCUUAGAAUUGAAGCAAAUAGAAAACAAUGGAGUAUUGAGAAAACAAGCUUCCAUUAAAACAAAAGCAUUUAGAGAAGAAUGGUAUGGUGAAAAGGUAUGAAUCUGAGCUAUUUAGCUCAAUCCUUGCUAACUGGCAGCUUCACAGGCUAUAUCACGUGUAACCAUUUUAUAUAGGAUUUAGAAUGUAGUAAGUUUUCUGCUAGGCUGGCAGACUGACAGACAUUUUGAAAAGCUUAAUGGUAACAUUAAAUAUGCUCUUGCUCAACUGAGAAAGACCUCAAAUCAUUUGCAAGGUUUUAUUUGAAAUUAAAAGUUAGCAAUAUCAGCACCUUUUGCUAAAAAAAAGAAAUUCAGUUAUCUUCAAUAGGGCAAAACAACAAAGAACACUUAGUUUCUCAAAAGCUUGCUGUCUCCUUGUAAAGCAGUGUCUGUAUAUAGAAGCUCAAUUUACAUAAUUAAUACCAUUUAUUUUUAAUGCAGAGGAUAUCAGCCUCAAGAGAAACCUUAUCAGGGUAGCCAUAGGCUACCAACUUUUAGCAAUUUGGAAAUAAAAGUUGAGCAUCGAGAUUUUGAAUGGAACUCACUUAAUUUGAACUUAACUCAGAUGCACAGCAGCUUGUAGGACAAUGGCGGCUUAACAAUAAGGUACUUUUGUUAGGGAAAAAAAAAAAAAAACAUUUCCAAAGGUUUAUGAAAGUCAACAUACUGAACCAUUACAGCGAAUACCCACAGUGGAAGGAAACAAUGAAAAAUAAAGCACUUCUAGGUAAUCUAGAAAGAACAAUGAACAAGAAAGUUUGUAUUUACAGACAUAACCCAAACCAUCAACAAGACAGUUAACACUUAUUUUCUUUUAAAGUAGAAGUGGUUCCACUCAGUCUUGGAACUGAAUCCUGCAAACGCUCAGGUUCAGACCAUUAUUUUGCCAUUGUAUCUGUAGUUGGACAAAGCAUAACCUUAGUUUAAUCACUAUUGAUUUUAGGGAAGAUUUACAACAGAAGUUACUUUAUGGUAUGUCAAAGCCUAAGAAAUAACAAAUUCCUAGAACAGAGGCUGUGGUUAAGUUUAACAGUCUCUAUGGGGUUUUCCUUUUUCUGCAAGAACACUGCGUUAUUUUUCCAUGUAUUUCCUGUAAAGAAUAUUCUCAAAAAUGAAGGGAGGAUGGUAGGAACUUCUGCUUUUCAUUUUACAUACUUACAUAGGGGCUGGCUAUAAGGGAUACUUUUCUGCCAGGUGGUUUUAUUAAUAUAUUUGAAAUUCUAAAUGUAAUUACAUUUUUUUUUUUCCUACUCUGACCAUGUACUUAUAUUAGUUUAGCCAAGGACAGCUAAAGUGACUUUGAAGUGCUUUUCUUAGAACAACACUUUCAAAGAGUAAAAUACGAGACAAAAACAACAAUCUCUGUUUUGUGACUACUUACAUGUAUGCACCAUGUUAGUUUCAGUUUGCAUGUUCCUGGAAAACCAUGAGUGAGUUCUAAUAUUUUAAGCAUUUUGAAGCCUGUAAUUUGGCUGGUCUUUAGAGGAGGUGAAACAUUUGACAUGAUGAAAGGGCAAGCUGUUUUUCAAUUGAGAGAGAAACUUGAUUCUGCAAAGUAUGGGAUAUUCUCAUGAUAGAAGGACUGUUUUUAGUCUGAGCCCCUUUUAACAAUUCUGUUGAACUGAACAGUGAAAUACUCCCUGCUAGGUUUUGUAGCAUAAUGAGCAGGUUUUCAGGAGAAAAAGUGGAAGAGCUGGAAGUUUGGCAAGGAUGAUCUCUAUUUAUAUUUAUAUAUAACAGGAGGCAAAACUCACUGUUGCUGUGUUCCCAUUGUACUCACUGCUAACUCUUUGUGUAAUUUGAGUGCUUGUUGUCUUUGUACAAUUUUAAGGUUGUGUCUAACUUUCAAAAUAAAUUUUUUUUUUAACAAAGCUUCUCAUUGUAAUAAUGCUAUUAGAGUUUAGUCUGUUUUGGGUUAGUGAACAUGCUUUCCUUUAUUUUUGUUUUGGAAAUAAGGAUGUUUUGCUAAUAGUAAGUGGCACACAGGAGUGGUUUUAUUGAAAGUAGUAAUGAACUUACGAUUAGAUACUGGCGUGAGGCUGAAACUAUCUGAGUUCAGUUUCCUGCAGUGCCACAGGACUUCCUGUUAGAACAGUAAGACCAGAAUAAGUGAUUUAAGUUUUUAUAUUAAAAUAUUAUUGGAAGAGAGAUGCUUUACUUUGUAAAGUUUUCAUUUGGUAAUGGAAAAAAUAGUCCUUUUUUAAAAUAAAGGAAUACCUUUUUCAUAGAA